AUGAAGUAUUUGUGCCUGGCCUUAGGGCUUUUCGCCCUUUCGGCGCUCUCAUUCGCUGAAGAAGAGCUUUCCGAAACCGGUCAAGCCGUUCUGGCAAAGAUCAGAGCUCUAAAGGAGGAAGAGAAGCAGCUCCUGAAAUCCAUCACUGAUGAGGAUCAGAAGGACUUGUAUUUGUGCCUGGCCUUAGGGCUUUUCGCCCUUUCGGCGCUCUCAUUCGCUGAAGAAGAGCUUUCCGAAACCGGUCAAGCCGUUCUGGCAAAGAUCAGAGCUCUAAAGGAGGAAGAGAAGCAGCUCCUGAAAUCCAUCACUGAUGAGGAUCAGAAGGACUUGGUCGAGUCUAUCGUCGACAAGGAAGAGGAAGAAGAAGACGAUAAGGCUAUAGCUACGCUAGAGAAAGAGGAAAAGGAAACUAAGGAGGAGACAGAUGAAGAGGAGGGAAACGUUCGUGAGAAGCGAGCUGCCCGAAGAAGAAGACGAGGACGACGUGGUCAUCGAGGACGCCGUCUCGCUGCUCAUCGCCGCCGUGCCCACCGCGCUCGCCAUCGUGCCAACCUUCGCCGAGCAAGACGCAAUCAUAAAAUCAAGAAGAUCCGCGCUCUGCAAGAAGCGACGAGGAUAAACCUCUGUCCUCAUUCCCAGCCUUAA
Molecule: messenger RNA, 645 nt
Organism: Cooperia oncophora
Lineage: Eukaryota; Metazoa; Nematoda; Chromadorea; Rhabditida; Trichostrongylidae
Source: the annotation of a GenBank genome assembly